Messenger RNA from Gossypium raimondii (Peruvian cotton), 1197 nucleotides. RefSeq names its product proteasome subunit beta type-5. Gene Ontology annotation, molecular function: threonine-type endopeptidase activity. NCBI's taxonomy places the organism in Eukaryota, Viridiplantae, Streptophyta, Magnoliopsida, Malvales, Malvaceae. Gene Ontology annotation, cellular component: proteasome core complex. The record is from RefSeq and is a predicted model, not a curated record. The transcript has 8 exons. The coding region runs from base 130 to 948 and encodes 272 amino acids.
CCCCCCCCCCCCCCAAACCCAAUUUUCUAUAUUUUUUUUUUGCUGGAUCUCAUUUGAUUUCUCUUUUUCUUCCCGCCGAUCAUCUGCAAUCUGAUUGAAAAGUUUUGUUUAAAGAAGAAAAAAACGAACAUGAAGCUUGACACCACCGGUAUGGAAUCGGCGGCGCCGGUUUGGGGUUCUCAUAAUGAACUUGUUGAUGGGUUUUCGGCUGCUCCGUCAUUCGAGCUCCCAAAUACUACUGAUUUUGAUGGGUUCCAAAAAGAAGCUAUUCAAAUGGUGAAACCUGCUAAAGGAACCACCACACUUGCCUUUAUUUUCAAGGAAGGUGUAAUGGUUGCUGCUGAUUCUAGAGCUAGCAUGGGAGGCUAUAUAUCAUCACAGUCAGUGAAGAAAAUUAUUGAAAUCAAUCCAUACAUGCUUGGAACAAUGGCUGGUGGAGCUGCUGACUGCCAGUUUUGGCACAGAAAUCUGGGAACCAAGUGCCGGCUGCAUGAAUUGGCAAACAAACGUAGAAUUUCUGUUACAGGUGCAUCGAAACUGUUGGCAAACAUUCUCUAUUCUUACCGUGGAAUGGGACUAUCAGUUGGAACCAUGAUUGCUGGAUGGGAUGAAACGGGUCCUGGACUAUACUACGUGGACAAUGAAGGGGGAAGGUUAAAAGGAAUGCGUUUCUCUGUUGGGUCGGGUUCACCAUAUGCUUACGGUGUGCUGGAUAAUGGCUAUCGGUAUGACAUGUCAGUUGAAGAGGCAGCAGAGUUGGCUCGAAGAGCUAUUUAUCAUGCCACAUUCCGAGACGGAGCCAGUGGUGGUGUCGCCAGCGUUUAUUACGUGGGACCGAAUGGCUGGAAGAAGCUAUCAGGCGAUGACGUUGGAGAACUUCACUAUAGAUACUAUCCGGUGAUGCCGAGCACGGUAGAACAGGAGAUGGUCGAAGUAACUGGAGCCUAAGAGGAUCGUCCUUGACCUAGACCUAAUUGAAGAUGUUUGCCUUCACAGAUCGGCCGACGGGAUUCCAUCGGAUUCUACAAAGACAGUUCACUGAUAGACUUAGUUUGUCAUUGUUGAUGUUGAAAUUUCUUAAAAGAAUCAAAUUAGUUUAAACGGGAACUUGUUUGGAAGUUAUUCAGUUCUGUUACGUUUCGAAUCGAGCUUGAGUUUAUUUGAUUUGAGCUAUCAAAUGAGUCAAAUUUGAAGUAA